AGUCGCCAUCUUGACUUAUUGUUCUAUUUAUCCUUCAUUAGGACGUUUUCAAUUUAUUACGGCUUUUACCGUAUUUUCAUGGCACGUGUAGUGAUUUUAUAAAAUUAUUGUUACCAAUAUAUAUUAUAUUGAGAAUUAACUUUUAUGAUAUUGACGGAGAUAUAAUUACUUCGAGUCAAAAUGUAUGAUACGGAAGACGAUCAAUAUGAAGAGGAAGAUGUUGAAGAAAUUUCUUCGGAGCUAUGGCAAGAAGCUUGUUGGAUUGUUAUCAACGCUUAUUUUGAUGAGAAAGGUUUGGUACGACAACAAUUGGAUAGUUUCGAUGAAUUCAUUCAAAUGUCCGUACAACGAAUUGUUGAAGAUUCCCCUCCAAUAGAACUACAGGCAGAAGCACAACAUUCUUCUGGGGAAAUCGAAACUCCACCUCGAUAUCUUCUGAAAUUUGAUCAAAUUUAUUUAUCGAAACCCACUCAUUGGGAAAAAGAUGGUGCUCCAUCCCCUAUGAUGCCAAAUGAAGCUCGUCUUCGUAAUCUUACAUAUUCUGCUCCAUUAUAUGUGGAUAUAACAAAAACUAUUGUGAAAGAAAAUGAAGAUCCAAUUGAAACUCAGCAUCAGAAAACUUUUAUUGGGAAGAUUCCAAUUAUGCUAAGAUCUACAUAUUGCCUUUUGAGUCAUCUAACUGACAGAGAUUUAACUGAACUUAAUGAGUGUCCUCUUGACCCUGGUGGCUACUUCAUAAUCAAUGGCUCUGAAAAAGUUUUAAUAGCUCAAGAGAAAAUGGCAACAAAUACUGUUUAUGUAUUUAGUAUGAAAGAUGGAAAAUAUGCUUAUAAAACAGAGAUUCGCUCUUGUCUUGAACACAGUUCAAGACCAACUUCAACAUUGUGGGUAAAUAUGAUGGCUAGAGGCGGUCAAAGCAUAAAGAAGUCUGCAAUUGGACAAAGAAUUAUUGCAAUUGUUCCAUAUAUUAAACAAGAAAUUCCAAUCAUGAUUGUGUUCAGAGCACUCGGUUUUGUAGCAGACAGAGAUAUAUUGGAACAUAUAAUAUAUGAUUUUGAUGAUCCUGAAAUGAUGGAGAUGGUGAAGCCAUCAUUAGAUGAAGCUUUUGUAUUCCAAGAACAAAAUGUAGCACUAAACUUUAUUGGCUCUCGUGGUGCUCGUCCUGGUGUAACAAAAGACAAGCGUAUAAAAUAUGCUAGAGAAAUCCUACAAAAAGAAAUGCUACCACAUGUUGGAGUGUCAGACUUUUGUGAAACCAAAAAGACUUACUUUUUGGGUUAUAUGGUGCAUCGACUGCUGCUUGCAGCUCUAGGCCGCAGAGAACUUGAUGAUCGAGAUCAUUAUGGCAACAAAAGAUUGGAUUUGGCUGGACCCUUGCUAGCGUUCUUGUUCAGAGGUCUGUUUAAAAAUUUAUUGAAAGAAGUUCGUAUGUAUGCCCAAAAGUUCAUAGAUAGAGGAAAGGACUUCAAUCUUGAAUUAGCUAUUAAAACUAAAAUUAUUACCGAUGGUCUCCGAUAUUCACUUGCUACUGGUAAUUGGGGAGAUCAGAAAAAAGCUCAUCAAGCUAGAGCUGGUGUAUCACAAGUAUUAAAUCGACUGACAUUUGCAUCCACCUUAUCUCAUUUACGUCGUGUCAACUCUCCAAUAGGACGUGAUGGUAAACUGGCUAAACCACGUCAACUCCAUAACACCCUUUGGGGUAUGAUAUGUCCUGCAGAAACCCCUGAAGGUGCUGCGGUAGGGCUUGUAAAGAAUUUAGCUCUGAUGGCUUAUAUAUCAGUUGGAAGUCAGCCGUCUCCUAUAUUAGAGUUCUUGGAAGAAUGGUCAAUGGAGAAUUUGGAAGAAAUAGCCCCUUCUGCAAUCGCAGAUGCAACUAAGAUAUUUGUUAAUGGUUGUUGGGUUGGGAUUCACAGAGAUCCCGAACAAUUGAUGGCAACAUUAAGAAAACUCAGACGUCAAAUGGACAUCAUUGUAUCAGAAGUAAGUAUGAUCCGUGAUAUUCGAGACAGAGAAAUUCGUAUCUAUACAGAUGCUGGAAGAAUAUGUCGUCCAUUGUUAAUCGUUGAAAAUGGAGCCCUUUUGUUAAAGAAGAAACACAUUGAUAAUCUCAAAGAGCGGGACUAUAACAAUUAUGGAUGGCAAAAUCUGGUGGCCAGUGGUGUUGUGGAAUAUAUUGACACUCUGGAAGAAGAAACUGUAAUGAUUGCCAUGAGCCCAGAUGAUCUAGCACAACUUAAAGAAUAUGCAUACUGUACAACCUAUACACACUGUGAAAUUCACCCAGCUAUGAUAUUAGGUGUGUGUGCUUCUAUCAUUCCAUUCCCUGAUCACAAUCAAAGUCCUAGAAACACCUAUCAAAGUGCUAUGGGUAAACAAGCUAUGGGUGUUUAUAUUACCAAUUUUCAUGUGCGCAUGGAUACACUAGCACAUGUAUUGUAUUAUCCCCAUAAGCCACUGGUCACUACCAGAUCAAUGGAAUAUUUACGUUUCAGAGAGUUGCCUGCGGGCAUUAAUUCAAUUGUCGCAAUUUUAUGCUACACUGGGUAUAAUCAAGAAGAUAGUGUAAUUUUGAAUGCAUCUGCAGUUGAAAGAGGAUUUUUCAGAUCAGUAUUUUAUCGUUCUUACAAAGAUUCAGAAUCUAAGAGAAUAGGAGAUCAAGAAGAACAAUUUGAAAAACCAACAAGACAAACAUGUCAAGGUAUGAGAAAUGCCUUAUACGAUAAAUUAGAUGAUGAUGGAAUUAUUGCCCCUGGAAUUCGAGUAUCUGGUGAUGAUGUUGUUAUUGGUAAAACAAUUACAUUACCUGAAAAUGACGACGAAUUGGAAGGUACUACAAAACGAUUCACCAAACGUGAUGCGUCUACAUUCUUACGUAACAGUGAAACAGGUAUUGUGGAUCAAGUUAUGUUGACACUGAAUAGUGAGGGAUAUAAAUUUUGCAAAAUCCGUGUUCGAUCAGUUCGCAUCCCACAAAUUGGAGAUAAAUUUGCCUCUCGACAUGGUCAAAAAGGUACAUGUGGUAUACAAUACCGACAAGAGGACAUGCCAUUUACAUGUGAAGGAUUAACACCAGAUAUUAUUAUUAAUCCUCAUGCAAUUCCAUCUCGUAUGACAAUUGGGCAUUUAAUUGAGUGUAUCCAAGGAAAAGUGUCCUCAAAUAAAGGUGAAAUUGGUGAUGCUACGCCAUUCAAUGAUGCUGUAAACGUGCAAAAAAUUUCAUCUUUGUUACAAGAAUAUGGUUAUCACCUACGUGGUAACGAAGUAAUGUAUAAUGGACACACAGGACGUAAGAUAAACGCUCAAGUUUUCUUGGGUCCUACCUAUUACCAACGUCUAAAGCAUAUGGUGGAUGAUAAAAUUCACUCAAGGGCAAGAGGACCUGUUCAAAUUUUAGUGAGACAACCUAUGGAAGGCAGGGCAAGAGAUGGUGGAUUGCGUUUCGGUGAAAUGGAACGUGAUUGUCAAAUUGCUCAUGGUGCCGCGCAGUUCCUUCGAGAGCGGCUUUUUGAAGUGUCAGAUCCUUAUCGUAUACAUGUAUGCAACUUUUGUGGUUUGAUAGCUAUAGCUAAUUUACGAAACAACACAUUUGAAUGUAAAGGCUGUAAAAAUAAGACACAAAUUUCUCAAAUACGCUUACCAUAUGCUGCAAAAUUAUUAUUCCAGGAACUUAUGUCCAUGAAUAUAGCACCAAGAUUAAUGGUGAUAAAUUAAGUCUUAAUUGUUGUAAUAUCAAUGUUAAGUAUUUUAAGAAAAAAAUAAUCAUAAAUAAAAGUCUUCAAUGUUAUAUAUACUUUUUAUUAACACAAAUCGACGACAUUAAGUGUAGCUUAACAAUCAUGAUACAAAAUGUAUAAGUAAUAAAUCUUACAUACUUCAAUAAUUUAUAAAUUUAUCAAAUGCAACACUUAAGACUUGAGGUAUAUUUAAACAAAAUCCGUUCAUAUUAUCAGAGACUUGCCUUUUAUUCUUUAUAUACACAUAUUAAGCUGUAAGUAAAUAACAGUCAUUAUAACAUAAAUUUUUUAAUAAAAUAUAAACAGGGUAAAAACAUUUAAAACAUGUAUAAAUAGUAUUUUAGUAUUACAGUCAUAGAAAUAAAAGAUUUAAUACCUAUUCUCAUUUAGACGUUUUGGUCUAAAACUAAGGUGUCGGACGUCUGAAAUAGGCGGAUUUUGCUACAUACCUACCUAUUUUUUAAUGAAAUAUUUUCUUAAGUAAAAAUCUUUCAUUUCCAUGUAUAAUUUUGUAUAAUUAUGGAAGAUUUUUUUAUACAAUAACAAUUCUACCGUGAAAUGGAAAAAGAUGUUAUUUUCAUAACGACAGGUACUACUAUGUACUAUUUAAUACGAUUAGGCCUAAAAUAUUUGUAAGUACAAUUAUAGUACUCACAAAUAUCUUGGGCCUAAUCGUAUUAAAUAGUACAUAAUAUAUUUGGGUAAAUAUAAAAAAAAGUAAAUAUAAGAUUGUGGACUAUUAAUUAUAGGUAGUAAUAAGGUAUAAUUUUCAGGUCUCAUCUAUUUAGAAUCUUCGCCCUAAUGGUAGGGCACAUAAUAUGGAACAAUGUAGCACUAAGAAAGUUCCUAUUUUAUAAGUAGCAACUAGACAUAGUUUCUUUAAAACAAUAUCAUCAACACCAAAAUAAUCCAUUGUUUAUUUCAAUGCGAGAUGAUAAGCUAUAAACAUAUAAGCAGUUUAUUAAACCACUAUUGGUGUUUUGUGUUAUAAUUAUUUGAACGAAUAAAACAAAUCUGAUUAUAAUUGAUACUAGUGUCACCCGAACAUAAGUAUAGAUUUUAUUGGAAGCCUCCUUUUACAAAUUUUAAGCAAUUCAAUUAUUAUAAGUUCUCCAAAUGCCUCAGUUUAUUAUAUUUGUAUCAGUUGUCAUUUGUACAUUACAGCAAAAAAGGGAAUUAGUAUGUUCGGGUGCUCUUAUGCACAAUAGACGGACUUUGAAUAACUGUAAUUCUUUAAAAGUUCGUUAUUUUGUUAUAUUUUUAAGUACUAUAUUAGGCUAAUUUUGAAUAUAUGUUAUUAAUAAAUACA
This is a messenger RNA of Galleria mellonella (greater wax moth), 5043 nucleotides long. RefSeq names its product DNA-directed RNA polymerase II subunit RPB2 (gene RpII140). Bases 181 to 3711 code for a protein of 1176 amino acids. Gene Ontology annotation, biological process: DNA-templated transcription. The transcript has a single exon. Gene Ontology annotation, cellular component: RNA polymerase II, core complex. The record is from RefSeq and is a predicted model, not a curated record. Gene Ontology annotation, molecular function: DNA-directed RNA polymerase activity; ribonucleoside binding; DNA binding. Lineage: Eukaryota; Metazoa; Arthropoda; Insecta; Lepidoptera; Pyralidae.